Glarea lozoyensis ATCC 20868 is the source of this 2253-nucleotide messenger RNA. Its product is annotated as Concanavalin A-like lectins/glucanase. Lineage: Eukaryota; Fungi; Ascomycota; Leotiomycetes; Helotiales; Helotiaceae. Gene Ontology annotation, molecular function: glucosidase activity. The record is from RefSeq and is a predicted model, not a curated record. Gene Ontology annotation, cellular component: endoplasmic reticulum membrane; plasma membrane. The transcript is spliced from 2 exons. Gene Ontology annotation, biological process: (1->6)-beta-D-glucan biosynthetic process; fungal-type cell wall organization. Bases 1 to 2253 code for a protein of 750 amino acids.
AUGGCAUCACCAAAAAGAGUUGAGGAAUCGGCGCGUUUUUCGACAGGAACAUCAGAUGAAAUAGGACAUUCGAGUCGUCCUAUUUCCACACUUUUAGCCGAACUGAACCCGUUCGAUACGGGAGCUAAUACUCCCAUUCCAGAGCUGUCACGUCCAAAUAGCUCUUACGCAUCACAAAACCUCGGUCCGAAUCCCUCACAAUUGACGAGACAGUUAUCAACAGCAAGUAUAAACCGCAGGGGUUCAUACGCGCCAGUUGUUCCUUCCCCAUUGAAUAACUCUUCAUCACAUUCCUCUCUCAAUGGCAGCAACGGAAUUCUCUCAAACUCUGAUACUGUCUCGGUACGUGACUCUCAGUCUUCAGGAGAGGAUCAAAAUCGCAGCGUCGAUAGCACUUCUACACCAGUAAAAGGCAAGAGAAAUACAGUUGGGAUAAGUCCUCCUCAAAAAAUCUUACGACAAAAGUCUGCACAAGCAUUGUCUUCUUCCGGCACCGAAACGCCAAAGUCCUUGAAAGAUCUUGGUCGCGAUUAUUCGCGAUAUCCUUCAUCAAGCACGAACCUCGCGUCAAGCUCAAGGCCCUCAUUACUCAAUAUCUCAUCGGCUGCUUCGGAUGUUGCCCUACUACGAACAACCACCAAGAACCCGUUCAGCGACUCGCAAGCAGAUUUGGAAAAAUGGGGAUAUCCUGACGAUAGUCUUGGAGCAUUCGAUCCAUAUCAUGGGGGAGAAAAGGGUUUCAUACUUUACUCUAAUGAGCUGGAAGAUGAUGAUAGAAUCCAUAUGCCUGCAGAUGACGACGACAUAACUUACAAAACUAGAUGGUCGGAUUACUUCGGGCGUCGUCAAAUUGUCAAUACCAUGGGCGGCGCAAUUCUAGUACUUGGUCUUCUAUGUCUUUUCAUUCUUCUUCCAGUCUUGACUCUAGGCCGACAUUAUCUUACCCCCAGGGUAAAAGGAGUUGAUCCGAACGAUUUCGGACCAGCAUGGGCCCACGUCAACAACAGGACCUACCCACUGAUGAAAAACAUUAGAAAGACAUUGAUUGAUCCAGAUACACCAGCGAAUGCCAUGACCCGAAAGAGUACUUUUGAUUCGACGCAGCUGAAAUUAGUCUUCAGUGAUGAAUUCAACGAGCCGGGGAGAACGUUCUACCCAGAAGACGACCCAUAUUGGACGGGUGCAGAUCUCUGGUAUGGUGCAACUCAGGACUUUGAAUGGUAUGAUCCAGAUGCCAUUACCACUGCCAAUGGUACUUUGCAGCUCAGACUUGACUCUUUUCCUAACCAUGGGCUUCAAUAUCGAUCUGGAAUGUUGAACAGCUGGAAUCAAAUGUGCUUCAAGGGUGGCGUCAUGGAGGUCUCAGUAUCUUUGGCUGGACCUUCUGGAAUUCCUGGACUUUGGCCGGGUGUCUGGAGUAUGGGAAAUUUAGGUCGACCUGGCUUCAAAGCGACAACUGAGGGAGUCUGGCCAUAUACGUAUAAUGGCUGUGAUUCUGGAAUCACACCAAAUCAAUCUGAUUCAAGUGGACUUUCGUACCUUCCUGGUCAGAAGCUUGCGUCAUGUAUCUGCACCGGCGAAGAUCAUCCCAGUCCAGGAACAGGGAGGGGAGCUCCUGAAUUGGACAUCCUUGAGGGUUCAGUAGAUCCAAACAACAGAAUCGGGGUGGUCACGCAGUCUCUACAAGUGGCUCCCUUCGACAACUUUUAUCGACCAAACUCUGACUUUAUGGCAAUGCCUGACUACAACACUACUCAGAUGAAUGGCUAUUGCGGUGGUCCUUUCCAACAAGCUGUCAGUGCUACAACUCUGUUGAAUAAUGGUUGGUAUGAUGGCCUCGCUUAUCAGAAGUAUGCAUUUGAAUAUGUACCCGGUGCUGCACCAACUGGAAAGAUUGCGUGGUUUGUGGGCGAGAAUCCUUCUUUCAUCAUGGACAGCAGAGCCAUUGGAAAGAACGGAAAUGUUGGAGCCCGUCAAGUGCCUAUGGAGCCAAUGUCUAUGAUUCUCAAUCUCGGCUACAGUGCUUCGUGGACGCAGAUAGACGCGCCAAAUUUGAGAUUUCCGACAGUCAUGCAUAUCGAUUAUGUGCGAAUAUAUCAAAAAGCUGGCCAAGAAAGUCUUACUUGUGACCCUCCUGGGUACCCAACGACUCAGUAUAUCAAGGACCAUCCUAUUGCCUACAGGAAUCCUAAUGUCACUUCAUGGGCUGAAACAGGCUACAAAUGGCCGAAGAACAAACUUACGGGGUGUUAA